AUGCAGCUUACUUCCAAGGUUUCCAUCGCCCUGCUGGGUGCUUUCGCCGCCGUCGGUGAGGCCAACAACCACGGUUUCCAUGCGCGCCAGAUGAACUUCCACCCUGGUGGCUACAACAACCAGACUGUGUCGACCUCCGUCGUCCCCGUCUACCCGACUCCCGAGCACUCCAGCGCUCCCGUUGCUCCCAGCGCUCCCGCCAGCUCCGCCGCCGGAGUCGCUGCUAGCUCCCCCAUCAUCGGUGGUCACUACGCCAGCAGCUCCAGCUCUGCUGCUGUUGUUGGUGCUUCCUCUGUCGCUCCUGUGCCCGUUCCCCUCGGCACUGGUGUCUCCAGCAGCGCCCCCAUCUCCGCCCCGGCUGCUGCUGCUACUGGUAGCAACGGUGUCUCGACUGAGUACGACACUGUGACUUCCACCAAGGAUGUCACUCUCACCUACACCCUGGGUUCUGGUUCCACCCAGAGCGUCGUCACCACCACUAUCCACCGCACCGUGACUGACGUCGAGACCAUCUACGUGACCCCCUCUGCCAGUGCUUCCUCCACUGCCCAGGACACCACCGUCACCUCUGACACUACCGUCUACUCGACCUCCACCGACUACGAGACCUACACUCUCUACGCGGUCCCUACUUCUUCCGCUGCCGCUGGUAGCUCCGCCCCCGCGGGCUCUGCUGCCGCUGGCGAGACCUGUGCUCCGGUCACUGUCACUGUCCACGACACCGUCACUGUGGUAUGUACCCACUUGAAACCAAGCUGUCGGGUUGAACCCCUUACUGAUGCAUUGCAGACCGCCACUCCCACUCCCAUCUCCACCCCCGACAGCGUUGCCAAGAUCGAGGUCAGCUCUGUGUCCACCAGCGAGGAGGUUGAGACCACCACCCAGGCCGAGGCCACCACCCACAGCAAGCCCACCGUUGUCCCCACCCCCAGCGCCCCUUACGGCCACAGCAACGGCACCUUCCCUUUCCCCAGCGGCGCUGCCCGGCCCACUGGCUUCCAGACCAGCAGCAAGGUUGCUUUCCCCUCCCACUUCCGCCGCGUCUACUAA
Messenger RNA from Aspergillus luchuensis, 1050 nucleotides. RefSeq lists its product as uncharacterized. Bases 1 to 1050 code for a protein of 349 amino acids. NCBI's taxonomy places the organism in Eukaryota, Fungi, Ascomycota, Eurotiomycetes, Eurotiales, Aspergillaceae. The transcript has 2 exons. The record is from RefSeq and is a predicted model, not a curated record.